CGCGGUGAGCCGUGUCGGGGUUCUGGGUGCCCCGUGCAGGAGUGAUGGGGUCCCCCCAGGGGUACCGAGCUUCGUGGUGGACCUUCCUUCUGCACCAGGCACCGCACAUCAACUUCCAGUUUGAGGCAGUGGGGAGCGAAUUUGCCCCAGAGGAUUGGGGGUACCAGCAGGCGUUGCUGUUUCUGGCUAGCAUCUCGGGCCUGUGCUUUGCCAUCAGCCUAGUUCUCAUCUGUGUCUACCUGAUCCGCUUCUGCUGCUGCAGCAAUGAAGAUGAUGAGGAAACCAAGACACAAAGGGUUUGCUGCGUCACCUGGAGCUGCGUGGCGGCUGUUAUCGUCUGCUGUGCUGGGAUUGGCAUCGGUUUCUAUGGUAACAGUGAGACCAACGAUGGUGUAUACCAGGUCACAUACUCGCUGCUGAACACCAACCACACACUAAGCUCCAUCGAUACUCUGGUAUCAGAGACAGUGGAGCUACUUUCAGCAACUGUAUGGGGAGAGCUUACCCAGCUUGAGGAGACGCUAUCCCCGCGAACUGAGCUGGUGGCCGUGGUCCGGAACACACGCCGCCAGGCCGAGGCAGUAGCACAGACCCUUGAUGGCAUUCCUUUCUGGAGCGAGGCCCGGGGUGGGCCCAGCAUCCUAGCAGAACAAGUUGGCUACUUGGAGGAUUACAGGUGGCUGGCCUACAUUUUGCUGCUGCUAUUGGACCUCAUCAUCUCUCUCUUCACUUUGCUGGGGCUGGCGAAGCAGAUCAAGUGGCUGGUAAUCGUAAUGACUGUAAUGAGUUUCCUGGUUCUCAUCCUGAGCUGGGGCUCCAUGGGGCUGGAGACAGCAGCAGCUGUGGGACUGAGCGAUUUCUGCUUUGAGCCAGAUGGCUAUGUGAUGAACACAACCCAAGCCAGGACUGGACUUAGCCCAGAAAUCCUGCAAUACUAUUUAACCUGCACCCAGGACAUCUUUAACCCUUUCCAGCAGAGGCUCACCUUGUGUCAGAGGGCCCUAUCCAACAUUCACUCUCAGCUUCAUGGAUUAGAAAGAGAAGUCAUCCCACAUUUCCCAGCAGCUGAGAAGAACAUCUUGUCCAUCCAGAGCACUUUGAACACCACAGAAAGCAAUUUCCAUCAUCUUGUUGCUCUGCUCAACUGUCGAGGACUUCAUAAGGACUAUGUGGAUGCCCUGAAAGGGCUGUGCUAUGAUGGCAUGGAAGGGCUGCUCUUCCUCCUCCUCUUCUCCUUCCUCUCCGCCCUUUCCUUCACCACUGCUGUCUGCAGUCUGCCCCGUGCCUGGAAGAGGUUCCAGAACAGGGACUCGGACUACGACGACAUGGAGGACGACGACCCUUUCACGCCCCAGGCACGUAGGCCGCCGACGGCGCGCGCGGGGGGGGCCGGGCCCACCCUGCCCGGCUCCUAUAGCCACUGUUCAAGCUGGGGCAGCCGUGGCAGCCUGCGCCUCUCAGCUCCCCCCAUUUCCAACGCCCCCGUCUCACAGUACAUGAGUCAAAGCGCUUCGUACAGUGGCAGUCCUCGAUUUGAGAGUGUCCCCCUCAUUGACCGUCAUUCCCCACCCCCUUCGUAUUCCCCCAGCAUGCGAGCGUCUUACGUCGGUGCUAGCGAAGAAGCGGACCUUCCCUACCGGACCGGAUUCCUGCCCUAGGUGCACCCCAGAAGACCCCCCAACCCAUAUCCAUGCCAUCCAACUAACACAGAGCAGCCCCCCCAGCCAUCUAUUACCAGAGAGCAACUGAAGCAAGCCUUGUCACCAUGUUCCUCACCCCACCCCAUUCACCUGGAUCUCUUCUUCACUCAUUUCAUUUGCUUGCCUUCUAUUACAAAACAACGGAGAAAUAUGUUAUCUCCUAUGGGAUACAUAGGGGACCUUAAACAGAGGCAGGAGUGAGGAAUGAGCAAAAGGCCAAGGAAAGGGAAUCCGAGAAAGAGAAUGUAAUAAUUAAAAAGAGAGAGAGAGACAUAGUUGGGACACAGGACAAGGGUGCCAAGACAAAGGAGUGAAUGAGUACAUGAAUGAAUGAAAGAAGGAAUGACAGAAAACAGCUGGUGAUAGAUCAAUAAAAUAAAAAUAGAGUGAACAAAUGGACAUUUAUACACAAACAAGGGUGUGCAAGAACCAAUGAAUGGGUGAAAAGAUGGAGGGACUGGAUGGAAGAAGGGAUAGACUGAAAAGUGCAAAAGGAUGAGAGUCAAAACUGGUGGCAAUACGAGCGUAAGAUACGGAAACUGCUAAAGCCACCCCUCAAGAGACUCCAUGCUCUCACCACAGUCAUACCAGAGAGGUGGAAUACACCACUGGGCCCCACAAGGAGAUCCAAGGGAAGAGGGGAGUCCAGUAGGGGCUCAGAGCUAUCCCUGCUCCCCACCAGCCCCCUUGCUCCUAAUUAGAGCCCCCUCCCAACACUAACAAGCAAUUGGAACUUGCCCAGUUUAAAAUAAAAGGGAAAGUUUAUUUUA
Rhineura floridana is the source of this 2470-nucleotide messenger RNA. RefSeq names its product tweety family member 1 (gene TTYH1). The record is from RefSeq and is a predicted model, not a curated record. Gene Ontology annotation, cellular component: plasma membrane; smooth endoplasmic reticulum membrane. NCBI's taxonomy places the organism in Eukaryota, Metazoa, Chordata, Lepidosauria, Squamata, Rhineuridae. Gene Ontology annotation, molecular function: volume-sensitive chloride channel activity; intracellularly calcium-gated chloride channel activity. The coding region runs from base 45 to 1658 and encodes 537 amino acids. The transcript has 14 exons.